Entrophospora sp. SA101 is the source of this 387-nucleotide messenger RNA. The record is from the annotation of a GenBank genome assembly. NCBI's taxonomy places the organism in Eukaryota, Fungi, Glomeromycota, Glomeromycetes, Entrophosporales, Entrophosporaceae.
AUGACGUCUGUUUCUAGAAUAAACGAGAUUCAAUGGAGUCUUUUCAAAAUUCAAACUGAAGAUGCGGACUGUGAAUAUCUUGAGCGUUUAUUAAUAAAAAUUGAAAGUGAAGAUAUUACUGAUGAUCGUAAAAAACAUCUGAAGUCGCUACGAGAAAAUAAACUGAUACGAUAUAAUCGAAAAGAACUCAUGUCAUUAGUAGAUGCGGGUUUAUUACGGGAGAAAUUUAAAGAACAAGUGGACUGGAAAAAUACAGCUUCUAGUAACAUAUCCAUAUUAAGAGAAGCAAUAAAAGUACGUUUCAGUCCUGAAGAAAUUCGUCUUCCAAUUACAGAGGAAGAUAAACAGUUUUUUCGAGAAUUAAUAGCAGAUCAAGAAAAAUUCUAG